GUUACGUUAUGUGUACGAGUGUGUGCCUUUACCUUCGUUUAGAAUAUUUAAAUUUCAUUUGAAUCAGUUUAUAGAUAGUAUAUUAUCAGUUUAAUUAUAGAUAAAUUUCUACCACUGAUUUGGAUAAAUAUAUUCUAGCUCCGUUGUUAAGAGCGACGACAUUUUCUUACAAUAAUGGAGUCUCGGACAGAAUUUAAAAUCAAAUCUCCUCCGACCGAUGCAAUUUCGGCGGUUGAAUUUGGGCCGAAUUCAACGCAAUUUCUUCUUGUCUCUUCAUGGGACAGUACAGUCCGAUUGUAUGAUAUUCAUGCUAACACUAUGAGAUUAAAAUAUAAUCAUGAUUUACCAGUUCUAGACGUUGCAUUUCAGGAUGCUGUUCAUGCUUAUAGUGGAGGUUUGGGAAAUACAUUAAAAAUGUAUGAUAUCAACAGCAAUACUGAAUCAGUGAUGGGAACGCAUGAUAAACCAAUUAGAAAAAUUGAGUAUUGUGCUGCAGUAAAUGCAAUAUUAACUGGUGGUUGGGAUGCAGCAGUAAAACUUUGGGACCCUAGAACACCCACUUGCGUGGGUAGUUAUUUACAACCAGAUGUUGUUCUUGCUUUGUCUGUGUGUGGGGACAAGUUUGUAGUAGGUACAGCUAAACGAAAAGUUUGUAUUUGGGAUUUGAGAAACAUGGCUGGUAUGUUUCAAAGACGUGAAAGUAGUUUGAAGUAUCAGACACGUUGUAUCAAAGGCUUUCCUAAUGAACAAGGAUAUGUUCUUAGCAGUAUAGAGGGCCGUGUUGCUGUUGAAUAUCUUGACACUACACCAGAAGCGCAGAAAAAGAAAUAUGCAUUUAAGUGUCACAGGAUAAAGGAGAAUAAUGUAGAACAUAUAUAUCCAGUGAAUGCUAUUAGUUUUCAUUCAACAUACAAUACAUUUGCAACUGGUGGUUCAGAUGGAUAUGUGAAUAUUUGGGAUGGUUUUAACAAAAAACGUUUAUGCCAAUUUCAUAGAUAUAAUGCUGGUGUUGCUGCCCUUAGUUUUAGUCACGAUGGAUCUGUACUUGCAAUAGGUGUAUCAUAUUUGAAUGAAGCUGAAAUUCCACCAGGUGGUAAAGAUGAAAUUGAAAUUUAUAUUAGAUAUGUAAAUGACCAGGAAACCAAACCAAAAUAAUAUAUUAUUGUAAAAUAAUUUUUCACAAAAGUAAUAGAUUGAAGACUUUUAAAUUGUACCUUGCUUUAUUAAAGCAGUAAGAAUCGAACGUUAAAGCCUUCUCACAGAAAUUGCUCCAUUUGUAAUGUAUAUACCGACAGCGUUGUAUUUUACAUUUUUAUAUCUUAAAUAAGUGACGACUGUUAAUCAUAAAACCGCUACAACGUAAACAACAACCUGUUCAGAAUUA
This is a messenger RNA of Dufourea novaeangliae, 1384 nucleotides long. It is a transcript of the gene Bub3, whose product is annotated as mitotic checkpoint protein BUB3. Lineage: Eukaryota; Metazoa; Arthropoda; Insecta; Hymenoptera; Halictidae. The record is from RefSeq and is a predicted model, not a curated record. The transcript is spliced from 5 exons. Bases 175 to 1155 code for a protein of 326 amino acids. Gene Ontology annotation, cellular component: mitotic checkpoint complex; bub1-bub3 complex; kinetochore. Gene Ontology annotation, biological process: mitotic spindle assembly checkpoint signaling. Gene Ontology annotation, molecular function: ubiquitin binding.